Numida meleagris (helmeted guineafowl) is the source of this 4167-nucleotide messenger RNA. It is a transcript of the gene TP53I11, whose product is annotated as tumor protein p53 inducible protein 11. The coding region runs from base 544 to 1113 and encodes 189 amino acids. Lineage: Eukaryota; Metazoa; Chordata; Aves; Galliformes; Numididae. The record is from RefSeq and is a predicted model, not a curated record. The transcript is spliced from 7 exons.
GCGAGGGGCGCGGUAAAGCGGCGCCGCGCGGGGGGCCGGGCUCAGUCUGCGGGCAGCGCGACGCCGGUGAUCGGCUUCUUUCUCCGAUCCGCAUCGCUGUGCCCAUGGGGCAGCAGCGCCGGACACCCCCGCCACCGCCGAGACGCGCGGUAGCGCGGAUGUAGUGACAGCUGGUGUCCUUCUCGCAGACCUGGACAACUUCCUCACAGCCAGCAUGGGCAGCCCACAGCUCCCUGCCUCAGCACCAGGGCGAUGAGGAGCCAUCUGCUGGCCUAGCAGGAGGAUUUUUCAUGUUUUUUUAGUUUUUAUUUUCUGAACCCUGUGAGAUUUCAUGUGAAGACACUUCCUGCGGCCUCGCAGCUGUGAGCCCCGUGGGUUGGAGGCGGUGGCCUUCCCUCUGUGGCCAGGCCAGCAGAAGAAUUGCACCCAGGCUGCCCCUUAAGUGUGGGGCCCAGCCCCACAGCACUCCCAGUCAGUGUGGCUCAGGCCUCUCCCCUCAGCUCUCCCACCAGCGGAUCGGAGGCCUGCGGCCCUCACGCCACCAUGGCGGCCAAGCAGCCCCCGCCGCUGAUGAAGAAGCACAGCCAGACUGACCUAGUGAGCAGGCUGAAGACACGCAAGAUCCUGGGGGUCGGUGGCGAGGAUGAUGAUGGCGAGGUCCAUCGCUCCAAGAUUAGCCAAGUCCUGGGAAAUGAAAUCAAGUUUGCUGUCCGGGAACCCUUGGGGCUCAGGGUCUGGCAGCUGGUUUCCGCCGUCAUGUUUUCUGGGGUGGCCAUCAUGGCCCUGGCUUUCCCUGAUCAGCUCUACGAUACCAUCUUCAACGAGGAGUCGGUGAGCAGCAAGACUCCCAUCCGGCUCUAUGGAGGAGCCCUUCUCAGCAUCUCGCUCAUCAUGUGGAAUGCCCUAUACACAGCUGAGAAAGUCAUCAUCCGCUGGACCCUGCUGACAGAGGCGUGCUACUUCGCUGUGCAGUUCCUGGUUACCACGGUCUCCCUGGUCGAGAGUAGCCGAAUGGCCACGGGUGCUGUGCUUCUCCUGGUCAGCCGAGUCUUCUUUGUCCUCAUCAGCAUCUAUUAUUAUUACCAAGUUGGACGCCGUCCCAAGAAAGUCUAAUUCCUGGGCUUUUUGUCAUGGGAAGGGUGGGAGGGUGGGGUUUGUGUCGGUAAUUUUGCAUUAUAACUUUUCUUUUGUUAGUCCCUUUUUGUUACAAAGUGAUUUCCUUCUUUUCCACUUACCGGCAUGAAUCGGUAUGUAACCCGGUGCUGGUGGCAUUGCCAGGUGAUUUGCGGGGAGAGCAGCAUCCUGCAGGCACCCCAGCAGCCCCUCUGCAGGCAGCAAGUGAAGAGCAUGAGGUGGGCACAGGGAGGCCUAAGGGACUCAGGGAAAGGAGCCAGGUUCCUGGAGAACUGGCCGAUAGGAUCAUAGGCUCUGAAACCCUUAAACAAAGCACAAAACAAGAAACCAAAUCCCUGUCCAGUGAAGGACUUGGCUGCUCCUCUUGGUGAGUCUUGCACGUGCCUCUUGGCAUGCAUCCUCGUGUGCCUGGCCCGUGUCCCUGUUAGCAGGAGCUGACUGCUUGCCUGGCUGGGAACUGGUUGGGGGUCAGUGCUGCUGAGUUUGCAGACAGCUGUUCUUUCCUUGCUGCUGGAAGUGCCAGCUCUGGUUUUGUUUUUGCACUGGGUGCUUGCAAAGCUUUCCAGGAGAGGCAGUGAAAGAAACUCCUUGCUUGUUCCCUGUGUAGGGAAGAGCACAGGGAACAGUGGCAGAGCUUGAACUAUGCCAGGUGAGAAGUGAAGGAAGCUUCUGGAAAAAGCCUGUUGAGCACAGACAUCCCUUUGCUUGGGAUGUUUCAUGACGUUCCUAGGCUGGCAUCUUGUCUCCAUCCCAGAACACUUCCUACAGCUGCAGCUUUGCAGUAGUUUUGGUAGUGGUGGCUGUGAGGCAGAGGGGAUGAGGCUUUAGUUAAGUGGGGACUGGAGCCCGUUGUGAGAGCAGCGAGCUUGUCAGACCAAAGCUUGUCCCGUGGAGGUGCUUAGGAUACUGUUCAACUGGUAAUGAAGAACAGCACGGGUGGAGAGGCACAUGAAGGCAUUAUUGUCUUUAGAUCAAUCAGGGAAGGACUGAAUGUGCUAUAGCGUUCACUGGCCAGUUUCUCCAACAUGUCCUGGGCUUAACAUCGGCUGCCCAACUGCCUAGUGCUUUCCUUGCAGAUUAUCCCUGUCCACAGCUGGAGGCUGCAGUACUGUUCUCUGUGGGACUGAAGCCAGAAGGGCUGUGUACAGGAUAUGGACUUGCUCCUGGGCUACUGCUGGCAGUAUCAAAGCAAGCCCUGGAACUGAGCUGACAUCCCAAAGUCCCAGUAGAAGGAUGCCUACACAAACAGUGCUUGUGUGACCAACAGACCUCAGACAACUGGUGAGAUGGGGAGCUAUAGCUGUUUGCUGGCUGGUACCUUCAUAGAGUUAGAAGCUAGUGGGUAGUUACUGUAUGGUGUGUUUGUGUUGUUGGCGUUUAGAAGCAGCUGCCUAAAUGUUGGGACACUGUGUGUGUUGCACCUCUUGGCCAUGCAAAGCGUGUGUCAGGUAAGAACACUGGGAGCAGCUGAACCAGGAAACAUUGCAACUGCAACUUUUUUCUAUAAAUUAAUCCCAGGCAGAGGCAACAUCCAGCAGCAGGCUGGAUGCUGGAGCUUCCCACCCUGCCAAGCUGCUCUCAUCGCAUCCAAAGUAGGACAGUGAGCAACUAAAAUUUCUAUUUACGAGUAGCCUUCCUGUUCAGGUGGAAGAGUUGGGCUCUGAGAGGGAGGCCAUCUCCCUGUGAGGCAGGAAAUGAUCACAUGGAGCCCUGAGGGCAGCACAAAGCUGGUGGGAGAGCUGGAAGGCGGCAGCCAUGGCUGCUGCUCCCAUCCUGCACACUGGAUGCAUGGGCAGCACAGUGCACGCAGCCCAGUGCUGCACUGCAGCUGCAGUUGUUGGUAUAGGCAAGUGAAGCGUGAAUCUUUGUGUUUUGGGGGUCACAUGAAUGUAUACACAGACUGAUUGUUGGGUUUAGGGGGUGGGAAAUAGUGGUUCUAGGAAAAACAGGUAAAACUGACCAAACCAAGAGCAAUCUUCAAGAAGAGGAGAUGGAGAGCCUUCUUAAUGCUGUCCUCUGCCCUUCACUUUGGCAGCAGGACCGAGGACCUUAGUUGCGCUGUGACUUUGGGGCUGUGGCUGGCUGCCUGAUCAGGAUACCUGGAAAUGCCAACUAGCAGGUUAGAGAAAUGAGUCAGUGCACUAUGUAUGCGAGAGCAGCUUUCUUAAGACUUCUUGAUGGUUAAAGUAGAUGGGGCGCCAUGAAAGCUUUCCAGUGGAGCUUUACACCAGGUGAGGUCAGAUUCCUCUUUAGUUCCCUGCUGUCUCUGCAAGACUUAGAGCAGUGAGCCACUUCUGGUUUUGCCAUUUGAUGUGUAUCCGCAGUGCUGCCAGAAACCAACUGUGGUUGUUUGUCUUCAGUGAUAUGACCAGAGAGAAAAAGGGAAGGGAAUGCUGAAGCUUCUGUACUGCGUCCCUGAGGAUAGCAGUGCUGGGAUCAUGGCUGCAGGUGGCAGCUGAGUACAUAACUUGGGAUCAAAAGCCUGAGGCAUCACUUCAGGUUCUGCUGCUGAUGUGCUGAGAGAAGAUCUCCAUUGGCCUGUUUCCUUAUCUGUUAAAGCGUGAGUAAAGCUUCCCAAGGGCCAGUUUGCAAUUCACCUGCUUGCAUGUGUGUAGCGCCGGGCGGGGCUGCAGGCCAUGCUCCCCAAGGGCUGUGCUCUAAGCAGGCACAGGCAGGACUGACCCUGUUCCCUGGAGGAGACCCAAACUCUUGCAUUCCUUGAGCCCUCGCUGUUGAGGGUGAAGAAAGCUUACAUUUAUGGAACUCUCUGCAUCGCCUUAUUUACGCCUAACCACCAUCUGGCAAACUGGAGCUGGUGACAAAAGAGAGGCUGUCUGUCUGUCUGUCCUAAGCUGGCCAAUUCUUUCUGGUCAAGGGUUUUUACUUGGGGGGGGAAGGGGAGAAUGGGACACUUGAGUUUAUACCUCAUUUUGGCUGCUGUAACUGACUUUAUUCUUUUUCCUUUGGUAAGAAAGUGACUGUACUCAACACCAAGCAAAUAGUGAAAAUUAAAGCUGUUUCACUUCACUGUCA